This is a messenger RNA of Prorocentrum cordatum, 678 nucleotides long. NCBI's taxonomy places the organism in Eukaryota, Dinophyceae, Prorocentrales, Prorocentraceae. The record is from the annotation of a GenBank genome assembly.
AUGAUCGGGGCGCCGUGCCAGGGGCGCGAGGCGGUGCCGCGGACCUCUGGCGGCGGCGGCGGGCGGGUCGGCGCGGCGCCGUGCCUGGGCGAGGGCGCUGGCCAGGUCGAGCCUUCGGUGCCGCUGCCCAGGUUCCUGCUGAACCCGGGCUCCUUCCGAGCGGCCUCGAAGCAGCCGCAGCGUGGCGGCGCCUGGUCCACCGAGGCGGAGCCGCGCUCCACGCCCUGCCCGGGGAGGUCCACGCACCGGGCCUGGGAGGUGCCCGCGGUUCCCGGAUCCUGUGAAUCGAGCGGCAUUGGGCCGGCGGAUCCAGAGGCAGUGUGGGAUGGGGUCACCACCGUCAUGAUCAAGAACAUCCCGAGCCGGUGCCACCAGGAUGAGGUUCUCGAGGCCAUCGCCCAAUUCGGCUUCGGCAGCAGGUACACCUUUUUCUACCUGCCGACGAAGACGGGGAAGAUGUUGAACUACGGGUACGCGUUCGUCAGCCUGCCGACGGAGCAGGACGUCACCGAGUUCCGCCGCUCGUUGGACGGCUUCCAGUUCGCCAGGCGCAAGAGCUCGAAGGCCGUAGCCCUGGCACCCGCCAAGAUCCAGGGCUUCCACGACAACAUGGAGCACUUCCUGGGGUCCCGAGUCCUGGACGGCGAGCACCCCCCUAUUUUCCGCCUGGCUUUAUGA